Messenger RNA from Vanrija pseudolonga, 1197 nucleotides. RefSeq lists its product as uncharacterized. The transcript has a single exon. Bases 1 to 1197 code for a protein of 398 amino acids. The record is from RefSeq and is a predicted model, not a curated record. Lineage: Eukaryota; Fungi; Basidiomycota; Tremellomycetes; Trichosporonales; Trichosporonaceae.
AUGCCACCUCACGUGGAGGCCGAAGACAGGGCGAGGCAGCAUCCAUAUGCCCGCCCGUCGGCCGACACCCCCUUGCAGAGGGCCCGUAGGACACCUCGCAAGCGUAAGAGAGCCGAGCAGGCAGAGCCCGAGUCGACACCGGACUCAUCACUCCACCUCUCGCCGGGAGCCGACCCCGAGCCAGCCAAUGGGUUAUCGGCCCGGCCCUUCCGCAGGCGAUCUGCUCCUGGUCGCCCCUACGCGCUCUCCAGCACCCCCGAACCCGUUGCGCCGACCUCGCCUACCCUUGCGGACGACGUGGCCACGCUCCUCGAAGCUCUCAACUUUGCGCGCGAGCUGGUCGCCGAGCUCGAACAUCACCACCGCGACUCGUUCUGGGCGCUGCAGGGGCUCGGAAUUCCAAAGGACCAUUUUCGCCGUGCAAAGCGCCUGGUGAAGGAUCUUUCGAACCAGAAUGCUCCCGCCCGCCGCCCCGCACCGCCCAUCGACAACGAAGAGGACACCGAAUUUCUCCUCGACGCGUUCCGCAUCGCGCGUGAUCUCGUUCCCGAAGUGCAAGACAUGCACCGCGAGGACCGCUGGGCGUCUCAGGGCCUCCAGGCGUCGACUGGCAGGUUUAAGCAGGCCCUCCGCGUCGUUCAGAAGCUGUCCUCUAGGGCAGUGGUGGCUGCGGAUGCCGCCGCGGCCCGUCAGCAGGUUCUACGUGUUGUCGAACCACAGCCCGCACGCGAACCUCAAACUCGCCCUCAGCCUCAGCCACAGCCACAGCCCCAGCCCCAGCCUCAGCCCCAGCUUCCCCCUCAGCCUCAGCCGCAGCCGCAGCGCGAGGUCUCAUCCGAGCUCGUCGCCGAGCUAGAGCCUGAGCGCAACGCCAGCGUCACCCAACUGCACCCAAAGCCCGACCGCGACGUCAAGACUGAAUCCUCGCCGAUCCCUGCGCCCGCGAACGAGAAGACUAACGGUGAUAUGAUCGACUCACAUGGCUUCAGGGUCGUCCCUUGUGGCCGCUGUACCGAGAGAGGCGAGCUCUGCAUCAUGCUCGGCUGGGACGACAACUUUGGCCGCGGGCACCAGAGGCUGCGCAAGUGCGGCCGCUGCACUGCCACCAAGCGCCCUUGCAGCAACUCGACCAUCGACCCCGCGACCAUCGAAUACUGGGAGCGGUUCCCCGACGAUGACGGAGAGGACGAGUAUUAA